UCUUUCACACACACACUUCUUUCUCGAUUGUUUCCGCCGUGGGACAUUCCGCGUGUGUGUACGCGCGUACGGUAAUCGCUAUUUGGCAAUUCUGUGCGCCGAGGAGAAAAAUCGCCAAUGCCGGAACGAAGGGUGCAACGAGUCGCUCGGAUCAGUGGACACUGCAAAUCGCAUGUUGCGGCGGAGAGUCGCGUGUGACACCGUGUGAUGCAAUUGCACUCUCGCGUCGAUGCGAGUUCACGUAUUACGAUGGUCCGUGAAAGUGUCGAGAAACCGAGUGCACGUGAAAACCGUCGAGGAGUUUUAUAAAACUGGCUGUUUCUUUUUCGUGUCGCGAUUAAAUACAUGUAUCACUCGCGCCAAAGCCACUUGAAAAUUUUUAUGUGCAAUGCCAUCGAACGCGUGAUAUAUUAAACGCGUUAACGACGACGACUUGCAUCGUUCCACGAUGGGUUCGUCGAGUUGCCGAGGACUCUACCUUGUUUCUUUUUUCGAGGCAGGGAAUCAAAGAUGAAUUUUCCAUCGCCGAACUCGAGCGUUUCGCGCUGCAACUUUCACUAAUGAUUAACGAUUAUCGCUACGCGAGCUAAAGGAAACGUUGCACCAAUUUGAUCCGUAAUAAUCGGCGUUCGUUGCUGUGGCAAGCUCUUGAUUGAGCGAUUCGCGCUCGACGCGAACGAGCCCUCGAGUUUCACUGAAUGUUAAUUCGUCGUCUAAUGUAUCUGGUGGUGUGAUAAAUAGCGUCCUUGUCGACCAGUGACGUUUGACGUCAAGGCCAUUUUGUCGUUAUUACAGUUACUAUUUGGACGGUGACAGAAUCCGCGCGAUCGCCAAGCGAGAGAGAGUACAUGCCAACCGAGUGAAAAUUUGUCUCAACGAAUAUUGGAGGACGUUCAAAGGAGUCUGGGUCGAAAUGUACACUAUCGGCGACGAAUCGCGACGAUAAAAUCGCGACUUGAAGAAACUAUGCGCAACAAUGGUAGAUCGAGAUUCGUGUCAAGGCGGUGUGCGGUGCGUGGAUAGCUGGUAGGUGGUUGUCAAACGUGUCGCCGUGGCGGGAACCUGCAAUUAGUUUCAUUCAAUUUUGCUGUUCGAGGAAUCGCGUUCGUAAAACAAAUUCGACCACAUUGACGUUCAACCGUAUAGAACACACUCAGCCAAACUUGUUUAUCACGAGGAGAAUCGAGAUGGAUCGAAGCCUCAAAAACAACGCGGAUUUCAAGAUGAACCAACAGAACUUUAAGCUGACCGACUUUGGAAUCGACGUAAAAUCCAACCACGAGUCGAAGAACGCGGGUCGGAGCAAUCGGUGCAAAGUUGGACAAAAUGCUCAAGUCAAUCACCGAUACGUUCACGCGGAGAACGCGCGUGUACAGCAGAUUCCGAUGAGUCCGGGACUCGCGAGUGGAUCCAGUUUGCUGCAGGUCGCGUGCAAUCAUCCUCACGCCAGUCCGUGCAACUCGUUGAUGACGUCCAAUCAUCACAGGAACAGCCCGAAUCAACUCGGGCAGAUACAGAAUGCACCGGUCGCGGACCGAUUUCAAGCGUCCAGUCCGAGCAACCUGUCCACUGGUUCGAUCGUGCAACUCGGCUCAUCGCCCAGUUAUUGGAAACAGUACGGCGGCCAAGAAAGCGGGUAUGGCUCGGAUGAAUUCGGACAGGACUCGCCAAGAUACACGUCGCCGAAGGGCGCGUUGUAUGCUGACUCUUAUUAUAUCGAUGGUAAUACUGCAGGAACUGGUCCUGGUGAUCCGUGGACGGGUAGCGGCGGUGGUGUUCAACCCCCAUACAGUGGAUACGCACCAUCUCACCUGGCGCAGUCAGCCUACUCCAUGCACCUACCCCACGACCCUAUGGCAUACUCGGCGAUGUCGCCAAACGGGGAAUCUACAGCGCCGAUUCUGGGCUCAGCGGUGACCAAUGCGGCUUCCCUACCGCCAAUGUCGACAUUCCGGGGUAGUGCCGCGGUCGCGGCAAACAGUGGCACAGGGGCACCGUCCCCGGUAACGUUGCAAUAUAGCCAUAGUCCUGGUGCACCGACGACCGCGCCUUCCGCGCCCAACACUGCACCCGCGACGAACCAGCAAUCCACCACGGACGACACCCUCGGCAAAACCUUGGCAUCCGUCGUGAGCACCCGAAUCUAUCCUACGGACCAAUCAGUAUCCAGUUAUAGCAGUAAUCCAUCUACACCUGUCAGUUCGCCACCGCCUUUAACCGGUUCGGCACCAAGUUGGGCACCCGGAGCCGCGCCGGUCUCUCCGCAUUUCACGGCGGAUCCCAAUCGUGGUAUUCACAUGCCGGCGCCUGAACAGCAGAGGCUAGACGAUGCCAUCGGCUUCCUUCGCGACCAUGCCGAGUUGGUACAGGGGACCCGAAUGGAGGAACGACUAGACGAUGCCAUAAACGUCCUGAGGAAUCACGCUGAGAGUCAAGUCGCCCUUCACCUCGGCCCGGUUGGUCCACAUGGCGGCAUAUACUCGCAUACCUCACCACCGCAGUUGGAACAUUUGACGAGUCCACAUCCUGCGGUAACGGUAACGCAACCUCAGGGUUCUUACCCCGGUCUUACGCCUACGCCCGAUACAGACGGUUCCAUCAAGAUCGAAAGGUUACCAGUUUCGAAUGCCAAAUACAUCCCCUUAGAAAAAAGAAAAGAUCCGCCCGACAGUAGUGGAGGCGAGACGAAACCAUCGAGUAGCGAACUCGCGGCAGCCGGCGUAAUUGGGACCGCUACGGUCAAUUCGACGUCGCAGGGAAAAGGGACGAAGAGAUCUCGCAGAUAUUCGAGCGCUGACGAAGACUGCGACGAUCCCGACACCAAAGCGGUGCGUGAGAAAGAACGUCGCCAGGCCAACAACGUGCGUGAAAGUUCGAGCGCUGAGGAUGAAGAUGAUGAUCCCGACAUGAAGGCGCAAAGGGAGAAAGAGAGGCGGCAAGCAAAUAACGCUAGGGAAAGGAUACGUAUCAGGGACAUCAACGAGGCUCUAAAGGAACUUGGCAGAAUGUGCAUGACACACCUAAAGACAGACAAGCCCCAAACGAAACUUGGUAUUCUCAAUAUGGCUGUUGAAGUUAUAAUGACGCUGGAACAACAAGUCAGGGAGCGGAACCUUAAUCCGAAGGCUGCGUGCUUAAAAAGAAGAGAAGAGGAAAAGGCCGAGGAUGGUCCAAAAUUACCAGGCCAUCUUGCAGCGCACAUAGCACAUCCACAUUCUCAUCCACACGCACACUCCCAACCGCCCUUCCCUGCAUUACCCGGCCCACAACCUUCCCUUCAGCACAAUCCACCGCAACCACAGUAGCAGCGGCUCAGCGGCGGUGUCAUUCUGUGUUAAGGGGUAGAUACAUCUUAAAAUAGAUCAAUUUACCAACGUGACUUGCAUAUUCAUACAAAACUUUUUUCUGCUUUUAUGAGUUUUCAAAGUUCUCAAAGAAUUGUACAUAUUACGUAGGACGUUGCAAAUUGAUAAAAGAAUAAAGAAUAAAGAGAGUUUUGUUUCAAUUUGCAUUUUUCCUAUGUCGAUUAUUAUUUAAUAUCUAUGCACUUGUACUAUUUCUAUCCUCAAAUUUGCAUUACUUUGAAACUAGAAUAUAUCGAAAUUAAAAGUUCGAUCGAGCAUUACGCGUUUUCAGUAUAUUAUAGCAAAGGUAGCGAAAGUGCGCUAGAGAAUACGCAUAAAAUCUUAUUCGAUCGUGUUUUUGCACUAUAAUAAAGAAAAAAGUUUUUUAUGUUUAUGCAAGCGUAGUGUAAGUAAUUUUAAGAGGUGCCUACCCCCUCAAGGCGGCUUGAAAUUAUUUUUAUAAAUAGCGAAAAGAAAAAACAAAGGAAUAUGGUUCCUCUCUUUCGAGAUAUAUAAUGUGUAGUACACGAUCGAGGUUUUAUUAACGGUCGAACUUCGCUGCUGACUCAUGUUAAAUUGCCCACUUCUGUGUAUACACUACCGAUACCGUUGCGUUUACGUUAUAGCGCGCAAUAGCUAGGAAGAGAACUCAAGUUGGCGGCAAAGCCAUUGACUAAAGAUGAAGAUAAAGACGAUAUAUUUCCGAAUUAGAACGAAGCCAUACUUUCGCGUUAAUGGAGCAUUAAUGGAGUUGUUACGAAAUCAUCAAAUGAUUGGAGACUGAAAGUUCUGUGUCCGUAAUGUAACAUUAUGUAAAAACAAAGUUUAAGUGUACGGCAAUGUGAUAUGAUGAUAACAUAUCAUAUAAUCUGAAUCUUUGCAAAGUAAUAUCAUCUUUUUCUUACGGCCGAGUAUGCAUAAUCCGUUGCCGAUGAAUUUAACAUACGGAUUAUAUGUAUGUAUCGUCUUUAUAGUCAUCAUUAGACGCUGACGGUACUGUACAUAGAAAUUAUUGUUUACGAAUGUUCAGAAUGUGAAUUGAAGAUGCUAGCGGUUCGUUCACGCUCGUGAGAAACGCCAUUUGCAACUGGUUCGCGAUGUUACGAGAAAAUCGUAUUCCGAUACUUGCAGUUUUUCUUUUAACACGUGCAACUUGAUUAGAGAAAUAAAGAUUAGCUUGUUUUGUUGGCAUUUUGUUUCUUACACUGCUUUACUCAAAAGAUUCGGUCAGUACUGUCCAAUCUUGCAAGAGAAGCUGCAACUUUCAGAUCGUAACGAAUGUUUCUUAUGACAUCGCGUUGUUUUAAAUACUCCAACUAUUAACAUCAACAUUGUAUAAAAGAAAAGAAGAAAAUGAACACGAUCGCAAAGAUAUCCUACUUAGGAAAAUAAAUUAUUAACAUGUAUUUAUUUUGCUACUGUUACUGUCGAAAUGUUUCCCGGCAAAAGUCAAUUAUGUAUGCCAUUUGAGUGCCAUUUAGAAUUUGGUUGAUUUUGACGUAAAGUUGGAUUAAAAGAUUCAGCUAUAGCUUUUAUUUAGCGCAUCGUAUUCUGCACGUUAUUGUAUACAAAUUAUUCUUAUUCUUAUUUAUAAAAGUCAUUUUAAUUUCUAUAUUUUAAACUGUAUAAAAUAUUUUUAUUAUAAUUUUAAGUAAAUAGCGUGAACGAUCCGUAUCCAAAACCGGAGAGUACAUUAUAAGAAAUAACGUAAGAGAUGAAAAAUUCGUGCAUUAUCAUUAACAAAUAAUUUGUUAAUCGAUUUAUUUCAAGGAUCGUGCGGACGAUCUGUAAUUUAAGAGUGACGGAGGACUCCUAAUUUAAGACGUUUUAGAACAUUUUCUUGAAUUAUAUAUUAUUAGCUAUAUUUUUAUCAUUUACGUUUUAUCAUUUUUUUGCUAUCGGGGUGUUUUGGCACAGAUAUCGUAAUUCCGAAAUGAACUGUCCUACACGUUAUUGAAGAAAGCACCGAGUAGUAAAAAUAUGCAGCAGAAAAA
Messenger RNA from Ooceraea biroi (clonal raider ant), 5338 nucleotides. RefSeq names its product transcription factor 12. Gene Ontology annotation, molecular function: DNA-binding transcription factor activity, RNA polymerase II-specific; RNA polymerase II cis-regulatory region sequence-specific DNA binding; protein dimerization activity. The record is from RefSeq and is a predicted model, not a curated record. Gene Ontology annotation, biological process: regulation of transcription by RNA polymerase II. NCBI's taxonomy places the organism in Eukaryota, Metazoa, Arthropoda, Insecta, Hymenoptera, Formicidae. Gene Ontology annotation, cellular component: transcription regulator complex; chromatin.